CGAUAAUUGGCAGUGCAUCUAUGGUAAUAGGCUAACUUUAUCCUGCAUGCGCUGAUGCAGUUCAUGCGCUAACUACCGGACGUGUUCUACCAGUCGGACCGUACUUGUAUGUGGUGCUUAUGUUUGCCCAUAUUUAUGGUGUGACCCACGAUCCACGCUUUCUCGUUUACUUUUCCUGGAGUUGUACAGCUCUCUGGAAUGAAUCUCUGAGAAUACCUUCUUUGUUUCACUCCUGGUCUAUGCAAUGACUUCCCGUAUUUCACAAUGGCGGGAGCCAAUUGCCAUUGUGAGCAUGGCUUGUCGUCUCCCGGGCGGCAUCGACAAACCACUAGACCUGUGGGACCAUGUUCGAGCAGGACGUUCGUCGGCCACGGCGAUACCGAAAGAUCGAUUUAAUGCCGAGAAUUUUCUAACCAUGGACCCUAAUCAGAAGGGAGCUCAGGCGUUUGAAGGUGCUCACUUCGUCAAGAGGGACAUCAAGCAGUUCGAUCACAAGUUCUUCGGUAUAAGCAAAGACACGGCUACAGCCAUGGAUCCACAGCAAAAACAAUUGCUCGAAGUUGUCUACGAGUGCAUUGAGUCAGCCAAUAUUUCCAUGGAAAAGAUCUCCAACUCCAAGAUUGGCUGCUAUUGUGCCAUGUUUGUGGCCGAUUAUCAUGACAUGUUGAUGCAGGACCCUGAAUAUCUUCCAACCUUUAUCGCCAUUGGAACAACACGAACCAUGCUUGCAAACCGCAUUAGUCAUGCGCUUGAUCUUGGUGGUCCCAGUGUGACGAUCGACACAGCCUGUUCCGGUGCCCUGGUUGCUCUGCAUCUUGCCUGCCAAGCACUGCAAGCUGGGGAGUGUGACGGUGCUGUGGUUGGUGCAUCUAAUCUUUUUCUGAGUCCAGAUUAUGCACUGUCUUUGACGCGUCUUGGCGCUAUAGCUGCAGACGGCCAGUGUAAGACAUUUGACGCCAGCGCCAAUGGAUACGGACGUGGCGAAGGAACCAACGCCGUCUAUGUAAAAAGACUAAGCGAUGCGAUCAGAGAUGGGGAUAAUAUUCGAGCCGUCAUCAGGGGCACCUCAUCUAAUAGUUCUGGUGCUACUCCAGCAAUUACGGAACCUUCCGGGCGAGCUCAAAGAGAUACCAUCUUGCAGGCUUAUGCCCAAGCAGGAAUCAACGACUUCAGUGAGACGGGAUACUUUGAGUGUCAUGGAACAGGUACGCCCGUGGGCGAUUGUAUAGAGUUGGGAGCCGUAGGUUCAGUUUUUGCUGCCAGUCACAAAUCCCAAGACGCACUUUGGGUUGGUUCUACAAAACCGAAUGUGGGACACUCGGAAGCGGCGAGUGGUUUGAGCAGUCUCAUCAAAGUAGUUUUGGCCUUGGAAAAGGGAGAAAUUCCUCCCAACACCAAUUACAAGACACCUAACCCCAAAAUCGACUUCGAAGGAUGGAGAGUUCGUGUUCCGACCAGCCCCCACCCUUGGCCUUCCAAGUCCAUACGCCGAGCAAGCGUCAACUCCCUUGGUAUCGGUGGAUCUACUGCGCAUGCCGUCGUUGAGUUCUACGAGCCGCCUAAACUGACUAACGGGUCCGUGAAUGGCGCCAAUGGCGUCAAUGGCACCAAUGGUGUUAAUGGCCAUCAUGAGGCAGGGGAACAAGCCAACAAACCGUUCUUCCUUCUGUUCACAUCUGGCGCCUCCCGCAACUCUCAAGACACAAACACACUCAACCUCCUAGAGUUUCUGAAAAGUCACGAUGAAUGCCACAGCUUAACGGAUCCCCUUGUCACAGCGCUGAAUGCUCGAAGCCAGAUCCAUGUCCGGCCAUGGAAGUCGUACGCUGUUGCCCAGACAGUUGACGAUCUCAUCCAGCAGUUGGAGAACAACGCCCUGAAAUCGAAUUCAACGCCGUCCAGUGGUGAUGCACCUCGAAUUUUAUUUACAUUCACAGGUCAAGGAGCCAUGUGGUCCCAGAUGGGUAAACGCCUCCUCGAGGCAUUCCCUGUGGCGCGCAACACCUUGUACAAUCUUGAGCAGGUCGUUAGAGAACUUCAGCCAUCGAAUACGUCGGCCUGGUCCCUGAUAGACAAGCUAACUGCUGAGCUCUCCCAAGAGAAGAUUGAUUCACCGGCACUCGCCCAUCCUCUUUCCAUGGCGGUUCAAAUCGCACUGGUGGAUGUUCUUUCUAGUUGGGGCGUCCUUCCAGAUGGGGUCGUCGGCCAUUCAGGUGGAGAGACGGCCGCGGCGUACGCUUGUGGUGCUCUUACUGCCAAGGAAGCCAUCACGGUCGCUUACUAUCGAGGAAUAGCCUGCGAGAACGCCCCAUCAGGUGCCAUGUUGGCCGUUCGAAGUGCACCACAGGCGAAAGAGUUGCAGGAUGCAUUGGAGCGAAACGAUGUGCAAAUUGCGUGCUUCAAUGGUCCCCAGAAUCUGACUCUCGCAGGCUCGGUUGAGGGAGUUCAGAAGGUGGCCGCCGAGCUUAGCAGCCAUGGCAUUGUAUCCAGAGCCGUGGCUGUAACUCGAGCCUACCAUACCCGUGCCAUGAAGAGUGUGGUGGAUGAGUAUAUCGGUCACCUCCAGGGUGUUCUGCAUCCGAAGGCUGGACGGGUUCCUAUGUUCUCAUCUGUUUCCGGUCUCGAGCUGAAUGGGACUGAGGUUGAUGCCGACUACUGGGGGGCAAACCUCGUAUCCCCAGUUCUUUAUACUGAUGCAGUGACAUUGGCCGUGACUCAAGCAGACCGCAAGUUUGAUUUGUGCGUCGAGCUUGGGCCUCACUCAUUGCUUUCUCGUCCUACAUCUGAGAUUCUGAAGUCUCUGGCUGAUUCGCCCCAACUCCCCUAUUUUUCUACUAUGCUUCGAAAUGCAGACUCAAGCCAACAGCUGAUGAGCCUUGCCGGAGACUUGGUCCUCAAUGGAAAGCAGUUGGAUUUGGAACAAGUCAACAAGGCCAGCUCUGUGGUCGCUGGCAAGUCCGGACGUCUCCCCAAUGAGCUUCAAGACAGGCUUCCCCCUUAUGCUUGGGACUAUUCCUCGACACCGUGGACCGAGCCACGAAACAGCCUGGAAUGGCGUUUCCGCAAAGCACCACGGCAUGAGAUUCUAGGAUCCCGUUGCCGAGGAGUGAAUCCAUCAGCUCCUACAUGGAGGAACAAGGUGUCGAUAGAAGAUGCGCCUUGGCUCGUUGAUCAUCAGGUCAAUGGCAUUGUGACAUUUUCCUUCACUACCGGCAUAGCGAUGGUGGUGGAGGCUAUGAUGCAAGUACAAGAAGAGACCAAAGAGAUUGAUUGGGCAAAUCAUUCAUUCGAAUUUGAAGAUUUUGUCUUUUCAAAUUCUAUUAUUCUUCCCGACGAAACACCGAUCGAUCUCUUUCUCACACUGGUCCCGGAAAACGACAAUGCCAGCUCCGACGAGACAUGGUAUGAUUUUACCAUUUCCUCACUGAGAGGCGACGUUGAUGUCCGCCAUUGUCAUGGCAAAGCUGCAGUCCUGGAAACGGGCAAAGACGAUGGUGCUUUUCUGCGCAGAACCUCUUGGCAUCAUAUGCCCCUCAAGGUACCAUUGAAGAGCUAUUACAAAACUCUAGAAAGAGUUGGCUAUGGCUAUGGUCCCAAGUUCCAGCUUCUUUCUGAAGUUCGGGUUCGCCCAAGCCUCUCGGCUUGUUCUGCCAAAAUCGACAUGACGUCGGUUGCCCCAUCUCCCAUUCGCGGCCAGCGGUAUCUCUUGCAUCCAGCAAUGAUGGAUGCGGCUCUGCAAACACCUGCAUUAGCCAAUCGCUCCGGCCACUUCCAAGAGAUCGAUACAUUGCUGCUGCCAUCCCGAAUGAAGAGAAUAUCGAUCCGCAUGCCCGCUGAGAACACGGAGAUCGCGUCUUGCACUACCAAUACAUCGCCCGUGGGUUUUAGCCGGAUAGAAGGGACUGUUGAGUGUUAUGAUGCGUUAUCGAAACCCUUCUUUGUCGUGGAAGGUCUGCAGAUGGACAGAGCCACGAGUGAUGACCAAACUACUCUCCCCUGGCUGAGGCUAAUCUGGAGACCUGACAUCGGCGACAUCUCAAACAAUGAUCCCAUGCUCAAUUCCUUCCAGAUCGAAAGUCAUCCAGCAGAAAAGAAGCUUAUCAACCUCGAGAACUUGGUCAAGGAGCUAAUACCGCUCAUCGUCGAGAAUGGUCUCGAAAACGGCAAAGACUUGGCCCCUCACUUGCAAAUGUACCGUUCGUGGCUGCUUGACCAAGCUGAUCUGCAUAAAGAAAGGCUAUCAGCGCGUCACCAGCUAAAGAAUGGAUUUGCGACAGUACAAGGUGCCAUCUCAAACGUCGUCUCAAACUCCGGAAUUUCUCAGACUGUCGAUGCGUCCAUCGUAUCUCAACUAGCCAUCAACAUGGGAAGAAUUUUCCGAGGAGAAGUAGAAGCACUAGCAGUUUGGCUAGAGGACAAUUUGUUGUACAGGUUCUAUCAAGAGAGCAUCUUCACAACGAGCAUGAACCAGAAACUCCUUUCUGCUGCCGAGCUCCUGGCACACAAGAAUCCCAAUAUGAAAAUCUUGGAGAUUGGAGCUGGAACUGGUGGUGCGACAACUGAGUUGCUGCGCGGCUUCUCCAGGGCUGGAGGGCCAAAUGCUUACCAAUCCUUCACUUUUACAGACAUUUCGGCUGGUUUCUUCGACAAGGCCAAGAAGAAGUUUGCCGAAUGGGACCGGAUCGAGUUCAAGACUCUCGACAUCGAAAAGGAUGUUUCUGAGCAAGGCUUUACUGAGAAGUACGAUCUUGUGGUUGCAGCCAACGUUCUGCACGCAACUGCCGACUUGAAGUUCGCAAUGAAGAAUGUUCGAUCCUUAUUACGUGACGAUGGAUACCUCUUGGUGGGUGAGCUGUCAGAGGACCUUACUUCAGCCAAUUUCCUUUGGGGACCCUUGACUGGCUGGUGGCUACGCCCUCGAUCACCUGGCCGGUCUGGACCUGGCCUUACUAUGGACGAAUGGCGUGAAGAGCUCGCUGAGGAUUUUGACAGCGUUUCCGAGAUCGAAGCCAGACACGACAAGAGCGAUACUGAUCAACUCUCAAGCACUAUCGUGAUGAUGGCGAGAGCAAAACCGGCUGACUAUACUCUACCCGAGCCACUUUCUGGGCAGGAAGUGCAUAUCGCUGGAAUUGGCAGCGAUUUAUCAACGCGGGACCACAUUGAGCGAUACCUCGGCAAACGUGGCAUUUCUGCAACGUCCAGUAAUCUUGAAGAGCUUUCUUCACGGCAAUGGUCUGGAGGCUGGCUCAUCCUUGUGGACGAGGCUGAAGGAAGCCUUCUUGCCUCUCUUCGACCAGAGCAGUUAGAGGCAUUGAGGUCAUGGCUAACUAAACCUAUCAAGUGCAUCUGGGUUACCCGCAAGGUAUAUCUGGAUCCGCAGAAUACGACAGGAGGGCUUGUAACAGGUUUUGCACGAACCCUCCGAAGUGAAAACAGCCAACUCGAGCUUUACACACUGGACUUGAGUAGCGAGGGCGAUGCAACAGCCAACAUCAUCUACCACGUCAUGGAACGGAUCCAUUACUCGCAUGACGAUCCAAUCUCCAAAUUGGACUACGAAGUGGCAGAAAAGGACGGGCAGCUCUGGACAUGCAGACUUGUGAAUGAUUCCCGCCUAGAAAACGCCUUUGGUCCUGCUCGAAAGAUGGAGGCACCUGCGACGCAGGUAGUUCAGGCUCGACAUCACUUGGUUGUGGGACAACCAGGAAUCUUGGAUAGUCUGACCAUGGCGCAAGAUGACGAAUACUUGGCCUUGCCGGAUGGGCAUGUUCUUGUUGAGGUCAGAGCCGUCGGACUCGACGAACGGGACGGACGCAUCGCCCAAGGAUCUCUUCCGGCGACGGAAUUUGGCCGCGAGUGUUCUGGCAUCGUCGCGAGGUGCGCUGCUAAUGUCACAUCAUUCAGCCCAGGAGAUCGCGUUGCGGUCAUUGGUCAAGGGACUUUUACAACACAUUACCUGGCACCUUCAGAUUGCUGUAGGAAGAUACCUGACUGGCUUUCAUUAGAGGAUGCGGCGGCGAUCCCUGCAAGUUUCGUCACUGCGUUGUACGCGCUGACUACGGCUGCCAGAGUCUCGACAGGCCAGAAAAUCCUCGUCAUCAACGCCACGUCAAGUCAAGGCAUCGCUCUGAUCAAAACGGCAACGGCACUGAAGCUAGAUGUUUACGCCACCAUCAGUGACAGAAACAAGUCUCUUCUCACCAAACACGGAAUCUCUUCCUCCAAGAUAUUUGUUAUCCCGCCAAGCGCCAGCCGUUCCAACGUUUCCCGUGCCACUAAUUGUCAAGCGUAUAAGCUCGUGUUGAACACUCGGUCCGGCCAGAAUGCAGAGUUUUCUCAUUUGGUAGCGAACGGUGGAACAUAUAUCGAGAUCGGGUUGGGUGAAACUCAUGGCGAUGAAUUCCAUUUUCGACCUAACAAGAACAUCAUGUUUGCUUCCAUUGAUCUGACGGAUGCAUAUCAUGAGAGCAGUCAAGACCUGGGAAAAUUGCUAGAUCAACUGAUUGGCAUGGUUGAGAGGCGAGAAAUCGAUGUUGACAUGUCGGUUUCGGUGACUGGGCUUCACUCCCUACAGUCAGCCUUCUCGACACUGUUAGAAGGUAAUCAGCAUAAACAAGUCGUAUCACUUACAGAUGUCGAUGAUGAGCAAUUGAUCAAGAUACGACCGAAGACUUCUCGUUUCAAUCAACACAAGACAUACAUCAUCACAGGCGGUCUUGGUGGCUUAGGACGCGCAAUUGCGGUGUGGAUGGCCAGCUAUGGCGCUCGGAACCUCAUUCUGGCCACCAGCUCGGUUUCGAGGGCCUCGGAGUCUGGUGAUCUUUUACAACAAUUAUCAUCAUAUGGAUGCAAUGCCAGAGUUGAAGUUUGCGAUGUGGGCGACUUUGCAGCUGUCGAACGCCUCGUUGCUGCCAUCGAGACUCCUGUCGGUGGAGUUAUUCACUCAGCCUUGAGACUUAGCGACCGAUUUUUUGAGGAUAUCACUUUGGAAGACUUCGAUGUGGUAUUUGGUCCAAAAGUCAAUGGCUCGCUGAAUCUCCAUACGUGCCUUCUCAAUCACAACCUCGACUUCUUUGUCAUGCUCAGUUCGGGUUGCGGAGUCUUGGGUAAUGAGGGUCAGUCGAAUUACUCGGCAAGCAGCACUUUCCUCGACACCUUUGCCAGAUACCGUCAAAGUCUCGGGCUUCCAGCCUCGUCUGUUGACCUCGGAUAUGUGGAGGACGUCGGAAACAUCAGCGAGCGUCCGGAGAUCCAGGCUUCUUUGUCAUCCCGUGGACUCAGGCCCAUUACAGUGAGAGAUGUUCUACGCGUGGUCGAGGGGGCUAUUGCAACGGGUUCGCCCAAGAAUCCAUACAUAACCAAAGACUCUUCUUACGAUGACUUUUCACAAAGUCAAAUCGUCCUCAGCUUUGGCAUGAUUGACAAAGCUACGGCAGAAUGGCAAUCUUGGGCCAAGGACGCAAAGUUUGGUUUGCUGCGAUCCAGGACUGCUGACAAUGCGGCAAUUGAUGCCGAUUCUGAUAGCGGAGAGAGUGCAGUCCAAACAGCCGUCAAGGCCUUCCGAAACACUCUGGGGCGGCUGGCUGAUGUGCCUGAGGGCAAAGAGGCGGCUUUGCAGCCCGUCGUUUGUUCUGCUCUUGUUGCCAAGCUGGCACAGGUACUGUCAAUGAAGGUUGGCGAGAUCCAACCUACGAGAUCAGCAGUCCAGUAUGGCAUGGAUUCGCUCAUUGCCAUUGAGGUUAGAUCUUGGGCCAGAUACGCAUUCCAGAUUGAUUUACCCAUCAAUGAUUUGACGAACCCAUAUAGUAUCCAGGAUCUGGCAGCUAGGGUUUCUCGAAUGAUUGUAUGAGGGAUUGUGAUCUCUCCUCCAGGGUGUUGAAAUUUACUACAGAUCAUGGAUUUCCUUUUUCUUUUUUUGAUAGUUCACAUUUUCUGCGUUCAGGUAUAGCUUUGUUAGGAUAUUUGAGAGACACAUCAACUGCAUACACUCUUUGCUUUCUGGA
Messenger RNA from Ilyonectria robusta, 8006 nucleotides. RefSeq lists its product as uncharacterized. Bases 245 to 7852 code for a protein of 2535 amino acids. The record is from RefSeq and is a predicted model, not a curated record. The transcript is spliced from 17 exons. Gene Ontology annotation, biological process: secondary metabolite biosynthetic process; fatty acid biosynthetic process. Gene Ontology annotation, molecular function: oxidoreductase activity; phosphopantetheine binding; fatty acid synthase activity. Lineage: Eukaryota; Fungi; Ascomycota; Sordariomycetes; Hypocreales; Nectriaceae.